Molecule: messenger RNA, 966 nt
Organism: Callorhinchus milii (elephant shark)
Lineage: Eukaryota; Metazoa; Chordata; Chondrichthyes; Chimaeriformes; Callorhinchidae
Product: poly(rC)-binding protein 3-like
Biological process (GO): negative regulation of mRNA splicing, via spliceosome
Cellular component (GO): cytoplasm; nucleus
Molecular function (GO): mRNA binding
Source: RefSeq, a predicted model, not a curated record
AUGAGUCAUCUCGGUGGCCAAGCCGAGGGUGGACUUAAUGUGACGCUUACAAUUCGUCUUCUCAUGCACAGCAAGGAAGUGGGAAGCAUCAUAGGCAAGAAAGGGGAUUUUGUGAAGAGAAUCCGUGAUGAGAGCGGGUCUCGUAUUAACAUCUCGGAUGGGAACUGUCCUGAGCGCAUUGUCACGGUCACUGGUCCCACCGAGGCUAUUUUCCGUGCUUUCACAAUGAUGACCCACAAGCUGGAGGAGGACAUGAUCAGCACGAUGGCAAACAGCGUGGUGAUGAACCGCCCACCGGUCACCUUGCGCCUCGUGGUGCCGGCCAGCCAGUGCGGCUCUCUCAUUGGCAAGAGCGGGAACAAGAUCAAGGAGCUGCGAGAGUCAACAGGUGCCCAAGUGCAGGUGGCUGGAGAUUUGCUGCCAAAUUCUACCGAGCCCGUGACCAUCUCUGGCACACCAGAUGCCAUCGUGCAGUGCAUGAGGCAGAUCUGCCUUGUUAUGCUGGAGUCUCCUCCGAAGGGUGCCACGAUCCCUUACCGCCCCAAAACAUCCACCACCAACAAUCCGGUUAUUUUUGCUGGAGGCCAGCUGAAGAAAUUCGACCUGCCAAAGACAAUGAUGGUGCACUUCUACACAACCAUCAUUGAGUCCAUCCUCACCUCCUCCAUCACCAUCUGGUACGCUGCUACCACUGCAAAGGACAAGAGCAGACUGCAGCGUAUCAUCCGCACUGCUGAGAAGGUGAUUGGCUGCAAUCUGCCUACCCUCGAGGACCUGUACACCUCGAGGACCCUGAGGCGAGCGAGGAAGAUUGUGGCCGACUCCUCCCACCCUGGACACUCUCUGUUCCAGCUACUCCCCUCCGGCAGAAGGCUGUGGUCCAUCAGGACCAAAACCUCACGCCACAAAAACAGUUUCUUCCCAUCCGCUGCUGGCCUCUUCAACAAGGCCAGGGGCUCAAACUGA